Messenger RNA from Nycticebus coucang (slow loris), 5358 nucleotides. It is a transcript of the gene TRPM1, whose product is annotated as transient receptor potential cation channel subfamily M member 1. Gene Ontology annotation, molecular function: calcium channel activity. Gene Ontology annotation, cellular component: membrane. Bases 1 to 4971 code for a protein of 1656 amino acids. Gene Ontology annotation, biological process: calcium ion transport into cytosol; protein tetramerization. The record is from RefSeq and is a predicted model, not a curated record. NCBI's taxonomy places the organism in Eukaryota, Metazoa, Chordata, Mammalia, Primates, Lorisidae. The transcript is spliced from 27 exons.
AUGCCGCGGGCACCUGCCCAGAGCCCCCCCCCCACCCAGACUGGCUCCCUUGGGAGUUUGGGGGUCAGUCUGAAAGCCGAUGCCCCCAAAGAGUCGCAGGGUCAGAAAGCUUGGAUAGAGAAAAUCUUUUGCAAACGGGAAUGUAUUUUUGUGAUUCCCAGCACAAAAGACCCUAACAGGUGUUGCUGCGGCCAGUUCAUCAACCAGCACAUUCCCCCUCCACCAAGCCUGACCCCCAGCAAAAAUGGGGAAGAAAGCAAACAGGUGGAGGCGCAGCCUGAGAAAUGGUCUGUCACCAAACACACCCACAGCUACCCGACGGAUUCCUAUGGGAUUCUUGAAUUCCAAGGGGGCGGAUACUCCAACAAAGCCAUGUAUAUCCGUGUAUCCUACGACACCAAGCCUGACUCACUGCUCCAUCUCAUGGUGAAAGAUUGGCAGCUGGAGCUCCCCAAGCUCUUAAUAUCUGUGCAUGGAGGCCUGCAGAACUUUGAGAUGCAGCCCAAGCUGAAGCAGGUCUUUGGGAAAGGCCUGAUCAAGGCCGCCAUGACCACUGGGGCCUGGAUCUUCACUGGGGGUGUCAGCACAGGUGUCAUCAGCCACGUGGGGGACGCCUUGAAAGACCACUCCUCCAAGUCCAGAGGCCGGGUUUGUGCCAUAGGAAUCGCGCCCUGGGGAAUCGUGGAGAAUAAGGAAGACCUGAUUGGAAAGGACGUGACAAGAGUAUAUCAGACCAUGUCCAACCCUCUGAGCAAACUCUCCGUGCUCAACAACUCCCACACACACUUCAUCCUGGCCGACAACGGCACCCUGGGCAAGUAUGGCGCAGAGGUGCGGCUGCGCCGGCUGCUGGAAAAGCACAUCUCCCUGCAGAAGAUCAACACAAGACUGGGGCAGGGAGUGCCCCUCGUGGGCCUCGUAGUGGAAGGGGGCCCUAAUGUGGUUUCCAUCGUCUUGGAAUACUUGCGAGAAGAUCCUCCGGUCCCCGUGGUCAUUUGUGAUGGCAGCGGACGAGCCUCGGACAUCCUGUCCUUUGCACAUAAGUACUGUGAAGAAGGCGGGGUAAUAAAUGAGUCCCUCAGGGAUCAGCUUCUCGUUACCAUUCAGAAAACAUUUAAUUACAACAAGACCCAAUCCCAUCAGCUGUUUGCAAUUAUAAUGGAGUGCAUGAAGAAGAAAGAACUCGUCACUGUGUUUAGAAUGGGCUCUGAGGGCCAGCAGGACAUUGAGAUGGCCAUUUUAACUGCCCUACUGAAAGGGACAAAUGUAUCGGCUCCGGAUCAGCUGAGCUUGGCGCUGGCGUGGAACCGCGUGGACAUAGCUCGAAGCCAGAUCUUUGUCUUUGGGCCCCACUGGCCGCCCCUGGGAAGCCUGGCCCCCCCAACAGAUAGCAAAGCCACGGAGAAGGAGAAGAAGCCACCCAUAGCCACCACCAAGGCGGGGAGAGGAAAGGGAAAGGGCAAGAAGAAAGGGAAAGUGAAAGAAGAAGCGGAGGAGGAAACCGACCCCCGGAAGUUAGAGCUGCUGAACUGGGUGAGUGCUCUGGAGCAGGCGAUGCUGGACGCUUUAGUGCUAGAUCGCGUGGACUUCGUGAAGCUGCUGAUUGAAAACGGAGUGAACAUGCAGCACUUUCUGACCAUCCCGAGGCUGGAGGAGCUUUAUAACACAAGACUGGGUCCACCAAAUACACUCCAUCUGCUGGUGAGGGAUGUAAAAAAGAGCAACCUCCCACCUGACUACCACAUCAGCCUUAUAGACAUCGGACUGGUGCUGGAAUACCUCAUGGGGGGCGCCUACCGCUGCAACUACACUCGGAAAAGCUUCCGGACCCUGUACAACAACUUGUUUGGACCAAAGAGGCCUAAAGCUCUUAAGCUUCUGGGAAUGGAAGAUGAUGAGCCUCCGGCCAAAGGGAAGAAAAAGAAGAAGAAGAAGAAGGAGGAGGAGAUGGACAUCGACGUGGAUGACCCGGCAGUCAGCCGCUUCCAGUACCCCUUCCACGAGCUGAUGGUGUGGGCCGUGCUCAUGAAGCGCCAGAAGAUGGCCGUGUUCCUGUGGCAGCGCGGGGAGGAGAGCAUGGCCAAGGCGCUGGUGGCCUGCAAGCUCUACAAGGCCAUGGCCCACGAGUCCUCCGAGAGCGAGCUGGUGGACGACAUCUCCCAGGACCUGGACAACAACUCCAAGGACUUCGGCCAGCUUGCUCUGGAGUUGUUGGACCAGUCCUAUAAGCAUGAUGAACAAAUUGCCAUGAAGCUUCUGACCUACGAGCUGAAAAACUGGAGCAACUCAACCUGCCUCAAACUGGCCGUGGCAGCCAAGCACCGGGACUUCAUCGCUCACACCUGCAGCCAGAUGCUGCUGACUGACAUGUGGAUGGGGAGGCUGCGAAUGAGGAAGAACCCUGGCCUGAAGGUGAUCAUGGGGAUUCUCCUCCCCCCCACCAUCCUCUUUCUGGAAUUCCGCACAUAUGAUGAUUUCUCAUAUCAAACUUCCAAGGAAAACGAAGACGGCAAAGAAAAGGAAGAGGAGAGUGUGGAUGCAAACGCAGAUGCCGGCUCAAGAAAGGGGGAUGAAGAGAACGGGCACAAAAAGCACAGACGCAUCCCCAUCGGGACAAAGAUCUGCGAGUUCUACAAUGCUCCUAUCGUCAAGUUCUGGUUUUACACAAUAUCAUACCUGGGCUACCUACUCCUGUUCAACUACGUCAUCCUGGUACGAAUGGACGGCUGGCCCUCUCUCCAAGAGUGGAUUGUCAUCGCCUACAUUGUGAGCCUGGCAUUAGAGAAAAUACGAGAGAUCCUCAUGUCAGAACCAGGCAAACUCAGCCAGAAAAUAAAAGUUUGGCUUCAGGAGUACUGGAACAUCACGGAUCUCGUGGCCAUUUCCACGUUCAUGAUCGGAGCAAUCCUUCGCCUACAGAACCAGCCGUACAUGGGCUACGGCCGAGUGAUCUACUGUGUGGAUAUCAUCUUCUGGUACAUCCGCGUCCUGGACAUCUUUGGCGUCAACAAGUAUCUGGGGCCCUACGUGAUGAUGAUUGGGAAGAUGAUGAUCGACAUGCUGUACUUUGUAGUUAUCAUGUUGGUCGUGCUCAUGAGCUUCGGAGUAGCCCGUCAAGCCAUUUUGCACCCAGAGGAGAAGCCUUCAUGGAAACUGGCCCGAAACAUCUUCUAUAUGCCCUACUGGAUGAUCUACGGAGAGGUGUUUGCAGACCAGAUAGACCUCUACGCUAUGGAAAUCAAUCCUCCGUGUGGUGAAAACCUGUAUGAUGAGGAGGGCAAGCGGCUGCCCCCCUGCAUCCCAGGGGCCUGGCUCACUCCUGCCCUAAUGGCCUGCUACCUCCUGGUCGCCAACAUCCUGCUGGUGAACCUGCUCAUUGCUGUUUUCAACAAUACCUUCUUUGAAGUGAAGUCCAUCUCCAACCAGGUGUGGAAGUUCCAGCGCUAUCAGCUGAUCAUGACCUUCCACGACAGGCCAGUCCUGCCUCCACCCAUGAUCAUCCUGAGCCACAUCUACAUAAUCAUGUUACGUCUCAGUGGUCGCUGCAGGAAAAAAAGAGAAGGCGAUCAAGAGGAGCGGGAUAGAGGGCUGAAGCUGUUCCUUAGCGACGAGGAGCUGAAGAAGCUGCACGAGUUCGAGGAGCAGUGCGUGCAGGAGCACUUCCGAGAGAAGGAGGACGAGCAGCAGUCGUCCAGCGACGAGCGCAUCCGCGUCACCUGCGAGAGAGUUGAAGGUAUGUCAAUGAGGUUGGAAGAAAUCAACGAAAGAGAAAAUUUUAUGAAAACUUCCCUGCAGACUGUUGACCUCCGACUUUCUCAACUGGAAGAAUUAUCAGGCAGAAUGGUGAACGCUCUUGAAAAUCUUGCAGGGAUUGACAGGUCUGACCUGAUCCAGGCACGAUCCCGAGCUUCCUCUGAAUGCGAUGCAACUUACCUUCUAAGGCAGAGCAGUAUCAACAGUGCUGAUGGCUUCAGCUUGUAUCGAUACCAUUUUAACGGAGAAGAAUUAUUGUUUGAGGAUACUUCUCUCUCCAUGUCACCAGGGACAGGAUUCAGGAAAAGAACCUGUUCCUUCCGUGUGAAGGAAGAGAAGGAUGUGAAAAUGCAUCUAGUCCCAGAACAUCAGAACAGCCUUCACCUUUCACCAAACACAGCAGCCCUUCCAGAUGGCACUCACCUUGCAAUUGAGGACAUAAAGAAUGCUUCAGAGCCGAAGUUAGGUCCAGAUAUAGGGAUUUCCACUGAGGAGGAUGAAAGGCAGGCAGACUCUAAAAGAGAAGAAACUAUUUCCCCAAGUUUAAACCAAACAGCUGUAAUGCCGGGGCAGAACACAUCAGAUUUUGAAAACACUCAGCUCACAGUGGAAACAACCAACAUCGAAGGCACUAUUUCCUAUCCGCUGGAAGAAACCAAAAUCACCCGCCAUUACCCUGAUGAAACACUCCAUGCCUGUAAGACAACGAAGUCCAGAAGCUUUGUAUAUUCCCAGGGGAGAAAACUGGUCAGUGGGGCUAACAACUGGAACGCAGAGUACAGUUCAAUCAUGGACGAGCAGUGGACGACAGAGUGGAAAUGCCACGUCCAGAAGAUCACACGCUCUCGCAGCACAGAGAUCCCUCACGUCGUGUCGGAGGCUGCUCUGCAAGCUGAGCAGAAAGAGCAGUUUGCAGACAUGGAAGAUGAAGAUUGCGCUUCUGAAGCAGCUCCUCAAAUUCCUCGUUUAUCCCUAGCUUUUGUUGACAGAACUGGAAAGGAAAACUUGUUGUCUGUGAAACCAGAUCAAACUUUGGGAUUCUCAUGUCUAAGGUCAAAAAGUUUACAUGGCCAUCCCAAGCACGUCAGAUCCAUGCAGGGCAAAUUAGACAGACCAGGACACGCCAGCAGUGCGAGCAACUUGGAGGUUGUGUCUGGAAUGACAACAGAAAGAGGAAAGGUUAAGCAAGAGAAAACAUCCACAGAGAUUGAAUGCUGACCUAUUUUGUUUCUUUGACUUUUUUUUUUUUUUAACAAUCAGAACCACAAUUGGGUGCCAUCUCAGCCACCUAACAUCAUAAAUUUCUGAAAACAUUUUCCUUACAAUAAUUUGGAAAUAUAGACUAAAACAUUAAUACACUAAUCUUAGGGUUUAAUGUAUUGUUAGCAUACGUUUGCAGGCUUAGGUUUUUUUAGAAUGGGAGUAAAUUAAAGUCACAGCACUCCAAUAGAGAUAAAUUGGUUAAUCGGUAUGCAAGAUUAUACGAUUGCUUUAUUCCUGAGGGCCACCAAACCUCCUAAAAAUGCCUUUGGGCAUUUAAAUCAUCAUUAGUUCACUUAAGAGGUAAGCAACCACCUAAGAAAGUUAAGUUUAAAAGAGGGCAUA